Cyphomyrmex costatus is the source of this 734-nucleotide messenger RNA. Its product is annotated as putative nuclease HARBI1. The coding region runs from base 36 to 695 and encodes 219 amino acids. Lineage: Eukaryota; Metazoa; Arthropoda; Insecta; Hymenoptera; Formicidae. The record is from RefSeq and is a predicted model, not a curated record. The transcript has a single exon.
AAGAACUUGUAAGAAUAAAAGAAAAAUUUAAAGCAAUGGGUGGUAUUGAUGGUGUUGUUGCAGCAGUUGAUGGAACGUAUGUGCCAAUAAAAGCACCCUCGGAAAAUCCAGACGUUUAUAUUACGCGUAAAUGUCAAUACGCCAUAACAUUACAAGCAAUGUGUGAUUCUGAUAUGAAAUUCGUUGAUUGCUUUGUAGGAUACCCCGGCUUAGUUCAUGAUGCUAGAAUUUUUAGAAAUUCUGAUAUAUAUCAUUUAAUAUGUGAAAAUGUUAACAAAUAUUUUCCUGGAAAUGAAUUUAUUUUAGCAGAUAAAGCUUAUCCAGUUUUAAAAUGGUGUAUUCCUCCAUACAUUGAUCGAGGAAAUUUAACGAGAGCGCAACGUCAUUUUAAUGAGUCAGUGUCGAAAACUAGACAAACAAUUGAAAGAGCAUUUGCUUUAUUGUUUGGAAGAUUCCGACGACUAAAAUAUCUUGACAUGAACAGAGUUGAUAUGAUACCUGCAACAGUUAUAGCUUGCUGUGUAAUGCAUAAUUUAUGUAUAGAUAGUGGUGAUAGUUUAUUGAAUGAAUAUAUAAAUGAAGGAAUGAAUGAUGUACAAAAUGAAAGAGAAGAAAUUAGGGGAAUGGAAGAUGGAGAAAUCGCUAGCAGUCGACGCGAUGCUUUGUGUAGAGAAUUGUAUCGAAACCUCGAGUAAUAUUAUAUAUUAUAUAUGUAUAUAUAUAUGCAGAGUUUG